Acanthosepion pharaonis is the source of this 678-nucleotide messenger RNA. Lineage: Eukaryota; Metazoa; Mollusca; Cephalopoda; Sepiida; Sepiidae. The record is from the annotation of a GenBank genome assembly.
AUGAGCGCGUUCUAUCUAUCUAUCUAUUCAUCUGUCCAUUUUCUCUUUAUCCCUGUCUAUCUAUCUAUCUCAGUCUGUCCAUUUCUUUUCUCUUUAUCCCUAUCUAUCUAUCUAUCUAUCUAUCUAUCUCAGUCUGUCCAUUUCUUUUCUCUUUAUCCCUAUCUAUCUAUCUAUCUAUCUAUCUAUCUCAGUCUGUCCAUUCUUCUCUUUAUGCCUAUCUAUCUAUCUAUCUCAGUCUGUCCAUUCUUCUCUUUAUGCCUAUCUAUCUAUCUAUCUCAGUCUGUCCAUUCUUCUCUUUAUGCCUAUCUAUCUAUCUAUCUCAGUCUGUCCAUUCUUCUCUUUAUGCCUAUCUAUCUAUCUAUCUCAGUCUGUCCAUUCUUCUCUUUAUGCCUAUCUAUCUAUCUAUCUCAGUCUGUCCAUUCUUCUCUUUAUGCCUAUCUAUCUAUCUAUCUCAGUCUGUCCAUUCUUCUCUUUAUGCCUAUCUAUCUAUCUAUCUCAGUCUGUCCAUUUUCUCUUUUUCCCUAUCUAUCUAUUUCAGUCUGUACAUUUUCUCUUUUUCCCUAUCUAUCUAUUUCAGUCUGUCCAUUUUCUCUUUUUCCCUAUCUAUCUAUCUCAGUCUGUCCAUUUUCUCUUUUUCCUAUCUAUCUAUCUAUCUAUCUAUCUGCAUACAAGUUAUGA